UUCAAAAUGGCGUCUGAUUUAAAAGAUCGACAUUUGAAAUUAAUGGAAGAUAGUGACAACGAAAGCUAUGUUUUGGAGCAUACGGCAAUCCCUGAUUACGACGAGGACGAUUUCUUGUGUGAAGAGGUUGAGAUUCAAGUUGAUGACGACUUUUCGGUGUCUGAGGAAAGUGAAGAUUUUGAAAAUGCCUUAAAAGCAUUAAAAGAGGACGAUGUAGACAAAUAUUUACAACAGACUAAGCCUGUUUUACAAAAGUCAUCAGAACCAUCUGUUACAUUAAGACCAGAGUUGACUGAUGACUUUGUAAGGAACUUUCUGGUUAAAAUGGAAAUGAAAAACACAUUGGAGUGUUUCCAAACUGAAUGGUAUGAACUAUGUGAACGUGGAUUGCUGAGCAAGGAAGUUGUUGAGAAUGUUCCUGACAUUUAUGCUAGGCAACAAAAACUGGAGGAUCUUGUAAAAUCUCUACAUAAAGAAAUAAAAAGAUAUAAAGACGCAGCAGAUCAUACACGUCAGUCAUGUGUUCGGUUAAGAAAGGAGAGAGAUUUUCAUAGAAUGCAUCAUAAACGUGUUGUUCAAGAAAAAGAUAAGCUGAUAGAUGAUCUUAGAAGGUUAAAGAAACAUUACGAUUCAUAUGAACCAGCUUUGAAAAGCCUUAAACAAAAAUAUGAGGUUGCUUUGAGGGAAAAGAUGUUGACGAAACUUGAGCGCGAUAGAGCUAUCGGACAGAUUGUUGGUCUUCAAGCAACAUUGAGUAAUUCUCUUGACGAAAAAAUUGGGAAAAAUGAUGCAAUUAAAGACACUCAUCCUGUUUUAGAAAUGCAAUGUGAGAAAAAAAUGAAUGAUAUUCCAUCAGAAAAUAAACCAAUGAUACAUCCUAAGGAUAGUAUGUUUCCACAUGAUGUUGAUGUAAAUCCAUUGUUAAACUACUUUAAACAUCCAUCACCACAUCUUACUCGAGCUGGAGGCUUCAGACUCACAAAUACAAUUGAUGCUCAUGAUAUGGCUGUCAGUGCCAUUGCAUUGCACCCACGAAAACAGGUGCUGGCAACAUGUAGCGAUGAUAAAACAUGGAAAAUGUGGGCUGUUCCAAGUGGUAAUAUGAUAAUGACAGGUGAAGGACACAAAGAUUGGAUUGCUGAUUGUGAUUUUAGUCCUGGCGGUGGCAGUCUUGCAACAGUUUCUGGAGAUUCAACUGUAAAAAUUUGGGAUUUCAAUAAAGCUGAAUGCGUUCUUACUUUUACUGAACAUAUUCAUGCCGUAUGGGGUUGUUCAUGGCAUUCUGCUGGUGAUUUUCUUGCUACUUGCUCAAUGGAUUGUACGGGGAAAAUAUGGGAUAUAAACAGUGAAAGAUGUCGUUCCACUCUUCGAGGACAUGCAGACUCUGUAAACAGCAUCACAUUUCUACCAUAUUCCAACUAUUUACUGACUUCUUCAGCAGACAAGACUCUUUCAAUGUGGGAUGCAAGAACGGGACUUUGUGGACAGAGUUUUUUUGGCCACAUGCAUUCUGUCAACCAUGGUGUGUUCAAUUUAAGGGGAGAUAUUGUGGCGUCUUGUGAUUCUUAUGGUGUUAUCAAACUUUGGGAUGUUCGCUCUCUUAUAUGUCUUGCAUCUGUAGAUUUUGGUCCUCAUCCAACUAACCGAGUUUCCUUUGAUCCAAGUUCUUCAGUUUUGGCUGUGGCAAGUAAUGAUGGAUCAAUAAGAAUGUAUGAAAUUUCUUCUGGAAAACAUUCCCAACUUACUGGUCAUGAAGAGGCAGUUCAAACUGUUUUGUUUGAUAAAACUGGAGAAUUUCUUCUUUCUGCGAGCUCAGAUGGUACUCUCCGAGUCUGGUCGUAAGUCUUUAUAUCAUAGAAUUUUUAUUUGCGUAUUGAAUAUUUUUUCUUAUGUUUUUCAUCAUCGUAUUAUUGACGUUAAAACAUUUAGAAAAUGCACUUGUGGUUUUAACAACGUGAAUAUUUUUUCUUAUGUGUUUCAUCAUCGUAUUAUUGACGUUAAAACAUUUAGAAAAUGCACUUGUGGCUUUAA
Molecule: messenger RNA, 2031 nt
Organism: Xenia sp. Carnegie-2017
Lineage: Eukaryota; Metazoa; Cnidaria; Anthozoa; Malacalcyonacea; Xeniidae
Product: sperm-associated antigen 16 protein-like
Exons: 20
Coding region: 7-1842 (611 amino acids)
Biological process (GO): axoneme assembly
Cellular component (GO): axonemal central apparatus
Molecular function (GO): protein binding
Source: RefSeq, a predicted model, not a curated record